AUGUCGCAUUUUCCGCAGGCUCCUCCUCCGGGAGCGUAUGUGCCGCCCAACGACCAACAGCCGCAGUACUCGCAGCAACAGCAACAGCAAAUGUCGCCCUCAACUUACCAGCCGAAUGCGAUGAAUCCCACAAACACACCGAACUACGGGUACCAGAAUACAACGCAGAAGCAGAGCUCCACGGCGGCAUUCGGGAAGAUGUUCGACCAGGCCGUUGCAUCCGGGAAGCCGAUGUUUAACAAGUUUGGGAAGACGAUAAGUUCCAAGUUGGGCAAUAAACCAAUGGGUCAAGGCACUCCGCAGCAUCUGCAGAACUAUCAAAACUAUCAAAAUCAUCAGCAGCAGCAGAACCCGCAACAGUCCCAGACAUUCGGCGCCCAAACCCAGCAGCCACAACAGCAGCAAUGGGGUCAGCAGACCCCUCAAAGUACCUAUGGGACCCCUCAGCAAUCGCCGUAUCCAGCGUCAAAUUACGGAACGCCUGCAUCGGCAAACUCGGGCCAGAGCAAUUAUUUUCCCCAGACGAAUCAACCCAUGAAUCAGCAGGUACCGCAGCCGCAAUCGCAGCCGACCGAAUCGGGCUAUAAUCCAACUCAGUAUACGCAAGAGAGUGUUGGAAAUAUACCUGGACAACAAGCGCAAGGAACUGGCUAUGACGGACAAUACAACCAAGCACAAAGUCAACCACAGGGUCAGACACAGGGCCAGGCUCAGUUCCAACAAAAUCCACCCCAGUAUGCCCCAAGUCCCGACCAGCAGAGCGGUGUGGUGGGAACCUCGAUGUCCCCAAUCAGUUCGCCUCCUCCACCUGCAUCCCAGGCAAAUCUACCCCAGAGCUUUGGACAGCCUAGUGUGCCGAACCCGCAGCACCAAUGGAACCCCCAGGCGCCAACUGUGGGAGGUGCAUCAUUCGACGGCACAGUGUCUUCGCCGACCGUAUCCCAAGUGCAAGCCUUUAAUCCUACACCUCCACCUCCACAAUAUGGAGGAACGGGCAGUGCUGCUGUCCAGACUAUUGAUCAUCAGCCACAGCCACAGAUACAGCAACAACAACCUCAAUCCCAACAAUAUCCGCAGCAGCAACCCAAUCAAUCACAUCAGUAUGGACUCCCAAGUUCCAAUCCAGACCAAACGUAUCACCAGGAAACGCAGCAAGCUUUACAACAGCAGCCACCAACCCAAGACCAGCGUCCCCCCGAGCAACAUCAGCAGCCAUGGGAAGCUACACCUCCCGUAGCACCCCAUUCUCAUACUCCCAGUCAGAGUGUGCCUCCAAUGACUCCUCCACCGCAGACUACUGGCCAAUCUCCGGCACCGCCAACGGACAAUGCACAUAAACCUGUGACCGAUCGACCACCCACAGAGUUUGUCGCGGAACUACCUGCUGACCUCGGCAACCUUAGCCUUCUGGAGAACGCAAAACCCCAAUCACCGUCCUACCAAGCCUACCAGCCCCCAUCAUCAAACGGCCGCCAGAGCAGCUCGCCUGCCAACAGAUUCAGUGUCCCCAGGCGAGCGGUUAGCACUAGUAGCUUACCACUGGCAGAUCCAUGGAGGGUAGCCGAUACAGCCACAGAACUGCCAACUCGGGAAUUUUACAUCAUUGCAGACGUUGUCUUCGAUGUCCUAGACAGAAAGUUCGAACCCCAGGGCACGGGUUUGUUGGAGGCGAGCAAGAUCCUGCAAAGCUGGAGGAUGCAAGGGGAAAUCGUCGAUGCUGCAGCUCAACUAUUCGAGUAUAACACGUACAGCGCAUUUUCACGGAUCUGGAGCUUGAGAAACAUUCCGCAUAUACUCGUGCCCUGCCAACCCUCAUUGAUGCCAUCCUUCAAUUUCCAACAGCAGACCCAUUCCCAAGAAAUGGCUGUGCCGUCUGCACUCAAUGGCACCCCAUACCCAACUUACAUGCCCGCCCUCAAUCGAGCAGGGUGGUACAAGUACCUUUUCCAGGAAUCCCUCCUCGAACCGCAGCACCUAGAUAAGUUGUUAACAUCAUUCUGUGCCGAAUCGUACAAGCCAGGUGUACUCAACCAGCCUGAUCUACAACGCUUGGAUCGGAACCAGUCGCCAGCUCUUGUGGCAAGAGCGAGUGCCCUCCGGCAGGCGGUCAAUCAGGUCUGUCAAGAGAUAGCCGCCGAGAUGCACGUCAAACAAGCAGGAAGUGCGUCGCCGCCACCGGCUCCCCAACCACAUGCCACCUUCCAUAAUCCUCAAUAA
Aaosphaeria arxii CBS 175.79 is the source of this 2217-nucleotide messenger RNA. RefSeq lists its product as uncharacterized. The transcript has 2 exons. The record is from RefSeq and is a predicted model, not a curated record. Bases 1 to 2217 code for a protein of 738 amino acids. NCBI's taxonomy places the organism in Eukaryota, Fungi, Ascomycota, Dothideomycetes, Pleosporales.